Messenger RNA from Gymnodraco acuticeps, 3626 nucleotides. RefSeq names its product cadherin-12-like. The transcript has 12 exons. The record is from RefSeq and is a predicted model, not a curated record. Lineage: Eukaryota; Metazoa; Chordata; Actinopteri; Perciformes; Bathydraconidae. Gene Ontology annotation, molecular function: cadherin binding; calcium ion binding. Gene Ontology annotation, cellular component: plasma membrane; catenin complex; adherens junction. Gene Ontology annotation, biological process: cell morphogenesis; adherens junction organization; multicellular organism development. Bases 492 to 2903 code for a protein of 803 amino acids.
CUCGCUCCCUCUCUCAGUCGUCAUUCUGUAACGGCACCGUCGCGCUCCACUUUGGUUUAGCUCCCGUGUAUUCUCCAGCUACUCCGAAGCUGUUUUUCUCUGCAACUCACGCAGCAUCUGAUCUGUUCCAGCGUGGGCUCUUCAACUGUGCACCAAGAGCGGGAUAAUGAAAGAAAGGCUCCAAAGAGGAAAGCAGGGAGAGAGAGAGAAUUAAAAGAGGAGUAAAAGGGGAGAGUGUGCUCUUGCAGAAAGGUUUGAUUCAGUGAUUAUUUGGAUUAAACUGGCUACGUCUCUGCUCUAAAGUAUCCCACUAAUGGUGAUGAGCUCCUUAACUCUCUGAGCGGGUUCCUGACAGACCAACGGAAAUCUUCUUUUUGGGCACUGGACCCCACCUCACCCAUUCCCCAUCACCACCCUCACAAGUUGUUUCAGCGUGGCUCAACUCUCAUCACUGGACUUUGACUUGGGGACCUGAGGCUCACAGAUCGCCAAUGCUAACAAGGAACUGCCUGCUGCUGUUCCUUUGGAUUCUUGUCGACGAAGGCUCAGUCUCUUCUUUACGUCCCCCUUCGCCGCCACUGGGACGGAGCAGGACGGGGAGGGAGCACGCCAACAGCUUGGUGGGCCCAAUGAGGAAUGGAGCGGCUGGAUAUCAACGGGUCAAAAGGGGCUGGGUGUGGAACCAGUUCUUUGUACUGGAGGAGUACAUGGGGUCAGACCCGCAGUACGUGGGGAAGCUGCACACUGACCUCGAUAGUGGGGACAGUGGUGUGAAGUACACUCUCUCGGGAGACGGGGCUGGCUCUAUUUUCACAAUUGACCAAACAACAGGGGAUAUCCAUGCCUUAAGGAGCCUUGACAGGGAGGAGAAGCCUUACUACACCCUACGCGCCCAGGCUGUUGACAUCGACACCAAUAGGCCCCUCGAGCCUGAGUCAGAAUUUGUAAUUAAGGUUCAAGAUAUCAACGACAAUGAGCCAAAAUUCCUGGAGGGUCCAUAUACAGCCAGUGUCCCUGAGAUGUCACCAGUAGGGACAUAUGUGACGCAGGUUACAGCCACAGAUGCAGACGACCCCACCUAUGGAAACAGUGCCAGAGUGGUGUACAGCAUCAUCCAUGGCCAGCCAUACUUCUCCGUUGACCCCAAAACAGGUGUUAUAAAGACAGCCUUGCCCAAUAUGGACAGAGAGGUGAAGGAACAGUACCAGGUGUUGAUCCAGGCCAAGGACAUGGGGGGCCAGCUGGGGGGGCUGGCCGGGACCACCACUAUCAACAUCACCCUCAGCGACGUCAACGAUAAUCCACCCAGGUUCUCUAAAAGUUUCUUUCAUCUCCGGGUUCCUGAGUCUUCCGCAGUGGGCUCUGCUGUCGGAAGAAUCAAGGCCCAUGACUUGGACAUCGGGAAAAAUGCCGAAGUAGAGUACACCAUCGUGCCAGGUGACGGAGGGGCCAUGUUCGACAUCACCACGAAUGAACACAACCAAGAGGGGAUCAUCAUUCUCAAAAGGCCCCUGGACUAUGAAAGCAAGAAGGCAUACACCUUUAAGGUAGACGCCUCCAAUGCCCAUCUGGAUCCACGAUUUCAAAGCUUUGGGGCCUUCAAAGACACAGCAACAGUGAAGAUUAACGUGUUGGAUGUGGAUGAGCCCCCGGUGUUCAAUAAGCCCUCCUAUAUGAUGGAUGUGUAUGAAGACACACCCGCGGGCACCAUCAUCGGAGCAGUGACGGCACAAGAUUUAGACGCCAGCAGCAGUCCGGUCAGGUAUUCCAUUGACUGGAAGAGUGACUUGGACAGCUACUUUGACAUUGAUCCAGUGGAGGGAACGAUUUCCACGAACGAACUCCUUGACAGAGAGAGCAUCGCCCAGCACAAUAUCUCUAUCGUGGCCACCAAACUUAAUAGUCCGGUUCUGAGCAGUCGAGUGGCCGUCACUGUCCACGUGUUGGACAUCAAUGAGUUCCCACCUGAACUGGCCAGACCUUACGAGACCUUUGUCUGUGAAAACUCCAAAGCUGGACAGGUGAUUCAGACGUUCAGUGCACAAGACCAGGAUCUACGAGCUGCUGGACAACAGUUCUCCUUCAAAUCGCCAAAAGAAGACAUGAAGAACAAGAACUUUACCGUCAGGGACUUUGGAAACAACACAGCUGGAAUUGUGACUAAGCGGGGUGGCUUCAGGCGGCGUUUGCAGGAGAUCUACCUCCUUCCUGUGGUGAUUGACGAUAAUGGCUACCCUCCUAAGAGCAGCACCGGCACUCUGACCAUCCGUGUGUGUGGCUGCGAGUCCGAUGGCUCACUGCUAACGUGCAGCGCCGAGGCCAUCUUUCUCCCCGUGGGCCUCAGCACAGGAGCGCUGAUCGCUAUCCUCCUAUGUAUCAUCAUCCUGUUAGUAAUCGUGGUCCUCUACGUUGGCUUGAGACGGCAGAAGAAGAAAGAAACCCUCAUGUCAUCCAAAGAGGACAUCCGGGAUAAUGUGAUCCACUAUGACGAUGAAGGAGGUGGAGAAGAGGACACGCACGCCUUUGACAUGGGGACGCUUCGCAAUCCCAAGGUUGUCAAAGAGAACCUGUUCCGCAGGGACGUCAAACCUGAGAUGAAGAGAAGUCCGAGGGCACCUGUCUCUCAGGACAGCGCUGACAUCCGGCAUUUCAUUAACCAGCGUCUGAAGGAGCACGAUGUGGACAACUCGGCGCCGCCCUACGACUCCCUGGCCACGUACGCUUACGAGGGCGAUGGCUCCGUGGCUGAGUCGCUCAGCUCCAUCGAGUCCAUCGUCAUAGACCCUGAGGAGGACUAUGAUUACCUCAAUGACUGGGGGCCCCGCUUUAAGACACUAGCAGGGAUAUUCGGGGAGCAGUCAGAGACUCAGUCGAACUCAACCACCACGGAGAACACACAUUGAUGUUAUUCACAGACUCGAAAAGGAAAUAUGUAACAAAGUUUGGUUUACGACACACAAUAGUUUACCAUUGUUUUCCUCACAUGUUAUUUGUAUCCAUCUUAUUCCAGCUUUCUGUUUUCGUUUUGAUUUGGUACUUUACCAUGCUCAGUUCCACAAUUGUAAAAAAAAUAAAUGAGGGAACAUACGGUAACAUGAUUAGAUGAGCCAAGCAGCCAUUCAAUUAUCUUUCAAUUGAAUGUUCCUGUCUUACAUUUUGUUUCCUAUUUGGGGAAUACGCAUACACACGGAAAUGUUUUCAUUUCCUAGAACAUCCUUAAAAAGUGCCUCCAUAUAAUUGUUCUUUCACUUGCUAUCUCAUGCCACACAUCCAGUGUUGUUCUUUAUAUCCCCAUGGCUGAUUCUGUCACCUUUUGCUCUGUCUACCGAGAGCAAUGCAACAUCUGUGAGGACAUACAUUGGCCCGAAGAAGGCCAAAGAUGUUUUGAAUGUUAUUUAUUGUUCUAUUUAUUUAUUGGCUGAGUGAGUUUGAUUAUUUUGUUGUGUAUUUAUCUAUUUAUCUCAGUCAUCAAUCUGUAUUUUUUUUAUUUUUGGAGGAAUUUUGUAAUUAAAAAAGGCCCACAUGAAAAUGUAUGUUUCUGUUAGGUGGGUGAUGUGAAUAGACUUGUACUAGAGUUGUAAAAACAUUUAUUAGGGCUAAAUAAUGCAGUUCAGUCAUGUAAUAAA